Melitaea cinxia (Glanville fritillary) is the source of this 745-nucleotide messenger RNA. RefSeq names its product peptide methionine sulfoxide reductase-like. The transcript has 5 exons. Bases 1 to 672 code for a protein of 223 amino acids. Gene Ontology annotation, molecular function: peptide-methionine (S)-S-oxide reductase activity. Lineage: Eukaryota; Metazoa; Arthropoda; Insecta; Lepidoptera; Nymphalidae. The record is from RefSeq and is a predicted model, not a curated record.
AUGAACCCACAACCGAACGCUGCUUUACUUCACGAUGUGGACAUACCGACGAAGAAGGCGACCUUCGGGAUGGGCUGUUUCUGGUCCAGUGAUUCUCUUUUUGGGGCUACAAACGGCGUCAUUCGAACAAGAGUAGGAUACGCUGGUGGUACUACUAAGAAUCUCAAUAAAACAAACAUAGGUGACCACACAGAAGUAAUAGAGUUAGAUUACGAUCCGGAAACCGUCACGUACGAGGAACUACUUGACAAGUUCUGGGCCAACAAUGAGUAUGGGCUUACCACAAAGAAAAAAACACAGUACCAAUCUAUGAUACUAUAUCACGACGAAGAACAGCGCCUGCUCGCGGAGGCUUCUCACAAAGCAAUGCAAGCCCGUCACAACGAGCCACUAAGUACAGUAAUAGCGCCUGCCGGUGAUUUUUAUCCCGCAGAAGAUUACCAUCAGAAACACCGAUUGCAAGGACACAAAGAUCUCUGCCGAAGCCUGAACCUCGAUUCUUCAAAGCUACAGACCUCACACUUGGCGGCCAGACUCAACGGGUACCUCGUAGGUGUUGGCGGGGUGGCACAGUUCGAUGAGGAGGUCGGUCGUCUAGGCUUGAAUGAAAAACAGGCAGAAUAUGUCCGCCGUGAAUUAGAACGCAAUCAAGGCGGAGGACUUUCGUGCUAAAUGAUAGACAAAAGAGUACAAAGUUCCAUACAUUGCUAAAGAACAUUAUAUACACAUUUAUUAAACGUGUGCU